Trichobilharzia regenti is the source of this 484-nucleotide messenger RNA. The record is from the annotation of a GenBank genome assembly. Lineage: Eukaryota; Metazoa; Platyhelminthes; Trematoda; Strigeidida; Schistosomatidae.
ACUGUUUAAAAUCUUAUCGUUCAUUGAGAUCAUCAGUAGUAACACCAGGUAGUACUACACCAACUGCAGCAUGUCGAUGUGAAGAAGUUGAAGUACUUCUUGAACCCUAUGACUACAUAGGCUAUGGAUUCACAUUGAUAUCUUCAAUACCAAAUCAGUUCUCUUCAGAAUUAACCAGUUUCCCUCUAAUUGAUCAAAUUGAUCCUCGUGGACCUGCAUUUAAGUUUAAACUAACUAAUGUCAUCUUAAUUAGUGAAUUGAAGUCAUAGGAAUUGAAGCGCUCCAUUUUAAGUGAAUAAUCGGCAAUACAAGUAGAAAGAAGUUUCACUGAUAGUUUGUUUGUUAAUCAGUUUUGUUUUCAAAUGUUAGUACACAUGUUUUAAAGUCACUUUUGGUUUUAAAGAUUUAGAGAAACAAAGGAACAAAAUAUGACAAGAUUGAUUAAUACUGAGAGUCUGAAAAACAAAAGAAUAUUAUAAACAAG